This is a messenger RNA of Acanthosepion pharaonis, 1038 nucleotides long. The record is from the annotation of a GenBank genome assembly. NCBI's taxonomy places the organism in Eukaryota, Metazoa, Mollusca, Cephalopoda, Sepiida, Sepiidae.
AUGACAAAAGCAUUCUCCAUAUUGAAGCGGGUAAUCCUUCCUUUGUUCAUCAAUUGUGGUACUUACGACAAUAACACCAACCAUAAAAGCAGUAGCAGCAAUGGUGGCGGUGGUCAGAGUAGGGGUAUCUAUGGUGGGGGCAGUAACAUCAGCAUCAGCAGCUUAUUUAUUCCUUCACAUUUCUUUCUUUCUUUCGUUCUUUCUUUCGUUCUUUCUUUCUUUCUUUCUUUCUUUCUUUCUUUCUUUCUUUCUUUCUUUCUUUCUUUCUUUCUUUCUUUCUUUCUUGAAAUCUAUAUCUCCUUCUUUCUUUCUUUCUUUCUUUCUUUCUUUCUUUCUUUCUUUCUUUCUUUCUUUCUUUUCUUUGAUUUCUUUUCAACAUUCUUCUUUCUUUCUUUCUUUCUUUCUUUCUUUCUUUCUUUCUUUCUUUCUUUCUUUCUUUCUUUCUUUUCACCCCUCACGGUUAUCUCUCUCAACAUCCAUUUUUUUUUUCCUUUUUUCUUUUACCAACUUCUUUCUUUUUUUCUUACACUACAGUUUCUUUCUUUCUUUCUUUCUUUCUUUCUUUCUUUCUUUCUUUCUGCAACCUAUAUUAUUUUCCAUAUGGUUAACUUUGUCAUUUGUCUUCUUAUAUACCCUCCUAUUUCUUUAUCUUCUUUAUGGCAGCCAUUUUAUUCCCCCACUUUUAUUGUCUUCUCUUCAUGUCAGACUUUUUCCUUCCUUUCUUAUUUCCUUUUUUUUUUAUUUUACUCAAGAUUAUUAUUUUCUUCUUUUACGAUAAUCUGUUUCACAAAAUUAUUUUUUUUAUUGCGGCUCCUUUUCUUUUCCUCUUGUUUUUCUUUCUCUUUAUCCUUUUUUUUUCGCUUUUCCGCCAUCUUUGCUUGCACCUUUUUUUUGUCAUCAUCAUUAACUUUUUUUUCCUUGUCGAUUCUUUCUGGCGUGUCUUUAUCCGAAGAAUUGUCACCCAAAUUCUCCUUCAAUUAUUUAUUGUUUUCAUACAAGGUUCUCUUUUCUUUUUUUGGCAAUUGUUGCCUCGGAUAG